Messenger RNA from Ixodes scapularis (black-legged tick), 9597 nucleotides. It is a transcript of the gene Ppn, whose product is annotated as papilin. Bases 156 to 7919 code for a protein of 2587 amino acids. Gene Ontology annotation, cellular component: extracellular region; extracellular matrix. The transcript has 40 exons. The record is from RefSeq and is a predicted model, not a curated record. Gene Ontology annotation, biological process: extracellular matrix organization. Lineage: Eukaryota; Metazoa; Arthropoda; Arachnida; Ixodida; Ixodidae. Gene Ontology annotation, molecular function: serine-type endopeptidase inhibitor activity; metalloendopeptidase activity.
AGAGAGAGAGAGAGGGUGAGGGUGAGAUCGAAGAGAAUAGAAAGAGCCAAACCGCGGUUUCCAGUUUUCAGUGAAGUCUGUGCCGGUGUCAGUAGCGUCCAGGUUCGGCCCUCGUUCCGCGAAUCCCUCUUCACCGCACUACACGGGUGUAAUGCAUGGCAGCUUAUCGCAUCGUCAGGAGUUGGACGUUGCUGCUCGUAGCGGCCUUCCUCUUGCUGGGGUCGCCGGCCUGGAGCAGGAGACACGCGAUCCGGCACGGACGACAGCGUCGCCAGCAUCACUUCCAGCAGAACGUGACGCUGGGCUCGGACUCUAGCGGCUACCAGGAGUCCGGGCCCUGGGGUCCUUGGACCGACGCCAGCCUCUGCUCGAGGACCUGCGGCGGCGGGGUGUCCUUCCAGAGCAGGACCUGCGACGACGUCCGCGCUGACGGACAUCACAGCUGUACGGGUCCUGGCAAGAGGUACACGUCCUGCAACGUCCAGGACUGCCCGGACUUCACAAAGGACUUCCGGGAAGAACAGUGCGCGCGCUUCAACAGCAUUCCCUUUGAGGGGAAGUACUACAGCUGGGUGCCUUACCACAAAGCGGCCAACCCCUGCGAGCUAAACUGCAAGCCCAAGGGGGAACGGUUCUACUACCGGCACUCCUCGAAGACUAUAGAUGGCACGCGCUGCCACGACGAUGGCAGCUUGGACGUCUGCGUGGAUGGGCAGUGCAUGCCAGUUGGGUGCGACAAGAUGCUGGGCUCCAGCGCCAAAGAGGACAAGUGCCGAGUGUGCCGCGGGGACGGUUCCUUGUGUAGCACCAUUGAGGGUGUCUUUGACCUCGACAAUUUGGAAGUGGGAUACAACGACAUUCUGCUGAUACCAACGGGAGCCACCAACAUCAGGAUAGAAGAGAAACACCCCACCAACAACUACCUGGCGGUGCGUAAUGUGCACGGCAUCUACUACCUGAACGGCAACUGGAGGAUUGAGUUCCCCCGGAGCAUCCGCUUUGCGGGCACCAUCUUCCAUUACGAGCGCAAGACGCACGGCCUCCACGCACCCGAGAGCCUGGUGGCACUGGGACCGACCAACGAGACCAUCCUCGUCGUGCUCUUGUAUCAAGAGAAGAACCUGGGAAUCACGUACGAGUACUCAGUUCCGGCCAAUGCCAGCCGCCCCCACCCCGACAAGUACAACUGGAACUCUGGGGACUUUGGAGAGUGCUCACAGACCUGCGGAGGAGGCGUCCAGAACCGGACGGUCUACUGCUCCAGCGCGAGCACCUUUGAGAAGGUCUCCAAUGACCUGUGCAACCCCACCAUCAAGCCCGAAGCCACCAGGCCCUGCAACGGGGAGCCCUGCCCCGCCACAUGGUACGUGGGCGAGUGGGAGCCGUGCCUUGGGAGCUGCGGCAACGGCACGCAGCUGCGGCUGGUGUUCUGCCAGCACCUGGUCGAGGCCGGCUCCCUGCUCGCCGACGACGCGCUCUGCCUCUCGGGCGAGGGGCCCAAGCCCAGCAGGCAGCGGGACUGCAGCGAGGACGCAGAGUGCGCUGCCUGGGAAGUCGGCGAGUGGAGCGACUGCGACCGGACGUGCGGCGAAGGAACCCAAGUGCGGGACGUUCAGUGCAUCCGCUCGAUUGACGCCGUGGCGGCUGAAGUGCGUGGCGACUGGGGCUGCGACGAGGCGAGCAAGCCCGAGAGCAACCGCACGUGCGUCCUCAAGCCUUGCGGGGGCACCGAGUGGAUGACCUCACCUUGGUCCGGAUGCGAGGGCCCGUGUUCCGCUCGCCUGGAGACCAGAGAAGUGAUGUGUGCCUCUGAGGAUGGCACCGCCUUUUCGGACGACCACUGCGAUGAGGCCAAGAAGCCCAAUGCCACCAAGCCGUGCGACCACGAGGACAGUAACCUGCAGGCGCCCUGCCAGUUCAUGUGGUACUCGUCCCAGUGGAGCCCCUGCUCGACGGAGUGUGGGCGGGGCCUGAAAACGCGCAAGGUGUUCUGCGGCACCUGGGAGGACGGGACCAUCAAGAACGUGACGGAGGACAACUGCGAUGCGGCGGAGCUGCCCAAGGCGUCCGAGGAGUGCGAGCUGGAACCCUGUGGCGGGAUUUGGGUCUCGGCGCCGUGGGACAGGUGUUCGACACCCUGCGGUGGCGGACAGCGCACCAGAAUCGUCCUCUGCCAGAUGGACGGGAAGCCCACAGAGGCCAAAAACUGUGACGCAGCCAAGAAGCCGUUCGACAGCGAGACUUGCAACAUGAACGCCUGCGAUGAAGACGAUUUGAUAAUGAGCGGCGGCUGCAAAAACUCGAAGCAUGGCUGCUGCCCCGACGGCAUGACACCAGCAGGGCCCAACUUCGAGGGCUGCCCUAAGGUCACCCCCGUGGAGGGGGGUUGUGAGGCCACCGAGUUCGGUUGCUGUUUGGACGGAGUGACGCCUGCCUUUGGACCUUUCAAGAAGGGCUGCCAGCAGCUUUCCCUGUGCAACGGCACAGAGUUCGGCUGCUGCGCAGAUGGCGAGACGGCCGCCGAGGGCCCCGACCAAGAGGGCUGCCUCGAGAUCAUCUCCUCCGCUCCGGACUGCAACUCCACGGACUUCGGUUGCUGCCCCGACGGAAUUACACCCGCCGCCGGCACCAACUUCACGGGCUGCGACGACGAGAUGUUCCCCUCCUCCACCUCGUGCGCCGACUCUGCGUUCGGCUGCUGUCCGGACAACGCAACCGCGGCCGAUGGACCACAGGGACUCAACUGCAUCGAGGGCUCCGGCACAGACGAGCCCUGCCACGACUCGGAGCACGGCUGCUGCCCCGACGGGUUCUCCCCGGCGCUCGGACUGGACAACGAGGGCUGCCCGAAUGCCACCGGACUCCAGCCGUCGCCGACCGCCAACUGCAGCGGCUCUCCGCACGGCUGUUGUCCGGACGGUGUGACCAUGGCCGAAGGACCCGACUUUGCAGGCUGCGAGGAGAUUGAGGGCAGCGGAGAGGAGCCGGCGGACUGCGAGAUUACCUUCUACGGCUGCUGCCCCGACAACAAGACUCCGGCCGGAGGGGAGGGCUAUGCCAACUGCACGGGCUGCACCAAUUCGACGUACGGCUGCUGCAAGGACGGCGUUUCGGAAGCGACCGGACCGGACUACGAGGGCUGCGACUGUGCGGCGUCGACGUUCGGAUGUUGUCCCGACAACAUCACGGAAGCCGCCGGCCUGGAAUUUGAAGGCUGCCCCAGUUGCACCAACUCGACGUACGGCUGCUGUCCGGACCGCACCGUGGCUGCCCAAGGUCCGAACUUUGAGGGAUGCGACGGAUUCGAGUCCAACUGCACCAACACGACGUUCGGGUGCUGUCCUGACGGAAUGAGUGCCGCAACCGGCGAAGGUUUCAAGGGCUGUGGUCAGGACUGCGACGCCACCGAAUUCGGAUGUUGUCCGGACGGCCUCACACCGGCCAUGGGGGUCGAGUUCGAAGGCUGCGACAAUUGCACGGAGUCCCUCUAUGGAUGCUGCGCCGACAACGUGUCGUUUGCAAUGGGUGCGGACGGAGAGGGCUGCUGCUUCCACACGGAGUUUGGGUGUUGCCACGACAACAAGACGGCGGCACUGGGACCCGACAACGCCGGUUGCAGUUGCCACACGACGCCCCAUGGCUGCUGUCCGGAUGGCAUCACUGUCGCUUUGGGUCCCAGGUACUAUGGCUGCACGUGCGAGCACUACCCGUACGGCUGCUGCCAGGACAAGCACACGCCCGCGGGGGGACCCAACCUGCAGGGCUGCAUCUGCUCCCGGAUGCUGUACGGCUGCUGCCCGGACAACCAGACGCCCGCAGAGGGCGAGCACCUCCGGGGCUGCAGCUGCAGGACUGGCCCCUACGGCUGCUGUCCGGACGGCCGCACUCCGGCACAUGGGCCGAGCUUCAAGGGCUGCACUUGCGACACCAUGCCGUACGGCUGCUGCCCGGACCAGCGCACUCCCGCUCGAGGACCACAAUUCGGUGGCUGUCCCUGCUCGGCCAUGCCGUACGGAUGCUGUGCCGAUCAGCAGACUGCCGCAAAGGGGCCCGAAGGCAGGGGCUGCGAGUGCCAGCAGCUUGUCCACGGCUGCUGUCCCGACGAGCGCACGCCUGCCCAGGGGCCCCGCUUGCAGGGCUGCACGUGCGAGACCUACCCGUACGGCUGCUGCCAGGAUGGCCGCACCCCGGCAAGGGGCCCCAACUUUGACGGCUGCGACUGCUCGUCCACGCGCUUCGGCUGCUGCGCCGACGGAAAGACGCCUUCCAGGGGACCCAGCUUCGAGGGCUGCCCCGUCGACACCAAGCCCAUGCCACCGGCAAUCAGCGGAAGCGUCUGUGGCCUGCCGGAGGACCUGGGGCCCUGCCGGAACUACACCAUCUACUGGUUCUUCAACAUGAAGGACGGCCGCUGCAACCGGUUUUGGUACGGAGGCUGCGAGGGCAACGGGAACCGGUUCUCUUCCGAGGCAGAGUGUGAGGAGGUCUGCGUCAAGCCCCAGGGCCCCGAUGCAUGCCUGUUGCCCAAGGUUGUGGGUUCGUGCAACGGCCAGUACGAGCACUGGUACUUCGACGCGUCCUCGAGAGUGUGCGAGCCGUUCAUGUACGGCGGCUGCAUGGGCAACAACAACCGCUUCGGAACCAAGGAGCUCUGCGAGCAGACCUGCCUCCACCAGGAGACUCUGGACCCCUGCGACCUGUCGGUGUCUCAUGGCCCCUGUAGGGGAGAGAACACGAGAUUCCACUAUGACCGGCAGGACAACCGCUGCAAGCCGUUCACUUACGGUGGCUGCCAGGGCAAUGCCAACAACUUCGCCAGCGAGGAAGAGUGCUCUGAGAGAUGCGUCACUCUCACGGCUCGCGAGGUCUGCAUCCUGCCCAAGGAGGAAGGUCGGUGCCUUUCCCAGGACCACAAGUGGUACUACGACUACGUGGACGGGCGGUGCAAAGACUUUGUCUACACGGGUUGCCAGGGAAACCGCAACCGUUUUGACACCAGGGAGCUCUGCGAGGACAUGUGCAAUGCCACCAGGGUCGCCGUGUCCAGGGACGUGUGUGCCCAGCCCAAGCAGGAGGGUCCCUGCCGGGCGGCCAUCCCGCACUGGUACUUCAAUGCGGAGGCUGGCCGGUGCGAGCAGUUCUACUACGGCGGCUGCGAGGGCAACGCCAACCGCUUCGAGACCAGGCGGGACUGCGAGCGGGCCUGCCUCGUCAGGGGAGAGAAAAACAUCUGCGUGCUGCCCCAAGAGGUUGGCAACUGCGUGGAGUUCCGCGAGCGCUGGUACUACCACGCAGAGGAAGGCCAGUGCAGGCGCUUCUACUACGGAGGCUGCGACGGCAACGAGAACAACUUUGCCUCGCACCUCGAGUGCGAACGGGCGUGCGGGCAGCCGGUGAUCGAGAUCCCCGACGAGGACUUCAAGCCGGAAUUCUGCUCCAUGCCACAGGAGGCAGGACCAUGCACCAACACGGAGAUCCGCUGGUUCUACGACAAGACGGAUGGCGUCUGCAGGGAGUUCUACUAUGGAGGCUGCUUGGGCAACGGAAACCGCUUCAGGACACGCAAGGACUGUGAGGACAGGUGCUCCAGUGCACAAGAUCUGUGUACCCUGCCCAAGGUUCCGGGCCCAUGCAGCGGCCGCUUCGUCCAGUGGUUCUACGACGCCGAGACGGAUGUGUGCCACGAGUUCGUGUUCAGCGGCUGCCAGGGCAACGCCAACCGCUUCAACGACCGGGAAACCUGCGAGGCACGCUGCCGCAAGGGGGCACCACUGCCCACCGAACGUCCACCAGACCCGCAUCCUCCAGUCGAUGCCUGUGCCCAGCCAAAGCAGCCUGGCCCGUGCUACGGUCUUUUCGAGAUGUGGUUCUACGACACGAGCAUCAACGAGUGCAGGGCUUUCAACUACGGCGGCUGCGAGGGCAACGACAACCGCUUCGAGUCCAAGGUGCUUUGCGAGCGGCGCUGCAUGAGGAAAGUCGGCCCGGUGUGCCAGAAGAUGGCGGACCCUGGCACCUGUGACCAGAUGCACCCACGGUGGUUCUAUGACGCCAAGAGCGGCAUUUGCUUGCCCUUCGUGUACACUGGUUGCGGCGGCAACCGGAACCGCUUCAAGACGCAAGAGGUCUGCCUCAGCUUCUGCCGCGGAGUGACCAGUACGGAAACCCCCGACGAAGGACAGCCGGAUUCGGGCGAGUCAUCAGUGGAAGAGUUGGACCCACGUUCAAAGUUCCCUCCGGUGCCAGACCCCACCCCGCUGGCGCCCCCGACGGUGCCGCCCGUUGCACCGACCACCGUCCCGUGCCCAACGUCCAACUGCGCCACGCUCCAGUGUUCGCUGGGCAAGACGGAGAUCGUCGACCGACAGGGCUGUGUCAUGUGCCGGUGCAGCAACCCGUGUGAGACACACGUCUGCGGAAACGACGAGCAAUGCAGGAUCGAGGCCUACCGGGGACCAGACGGCGAACCACGAUAUCGUCCAAUCUGCCGGCUCACCAACAAGGCCGGCCAUUGCCCGAUAGCCGAAGCCAAAGCCCAGCCGGCGGCGGUCGUGCGGGCGGACUGCCGAGACGUGUGUCGCAUUGACGCCGACUGCCCCGACGAACGCAAGUGCUGCUACAAUGGAUGCGCUCACGUCUGCGUGCAGGCGGUCGUCACCGAGGGCACCACUCUACUGACUACAACGUCCACACUGGCACCAGCGUUGCCCCCCGAGCCCACCCAUAAGGAUGUGACCCCGAUCGGCCACUACCCACCGUCAGAGACCCUGGCCACCGAACCCGAGGUGACCGCCAACGCGGGCUCGGACGUGACGCUGCGCUGCGUCAGGAACCUCCCGUCGGCUCGCGUCACGUGGACCUUCAAGGACCACUUCGUGGAGAGCCGGGACGGCCGCUUCAAGAUCCUCGUGGACGGCUCGCUCCACAUCUCGGAGCUAAGGGGAGAGGACGCCGGACCUUACAAGUGCACCGCCGUCAGCGGCCAGGAGGAAGUCAGCCACGUCACCGAGCUCGUGGUCUAUGUUUCGGCGACCAUCCUGCCCUCCAACACAAUGGUGGUGGUGACGGUGUCGGAAACCGCGUACCUCGCCUGCAAGGCGGUCGGAUACCCGAAGCCCAUCGUCAACUGGUACCGCAACGGGACACAGCUGCCCCAGCGCAGCGCGCGCUACCACGUGUUCCCCGACUUCACGCUGGCCAUUCGCAACGUGACGUUCAGCGACGAGGACAUCUACAUGUGCCGGGCGUACAACCGGAUCGGGCGUCCGUCUGUCUGGAAGGUUUCCCUGACGGUCAUGCCCCUUGUGGUGUCCGGUCGGCGCCGCAGGGGCCACGGGCCCCCGCGGGACACCAGGAAGGUCAUGCUGGACGGGCCCGAAACGGUUACGGUGGACGUGGUGGUCCUGACCGAGGAGUACCGUGUGGGAGCACCGCUCCAGCUGGACUGCUACGUGACGGGAUGGCCCGAGCCGGACGUGAGCUGGCUGCACGACGGCCGGGUGGUGAAGCAGGACGGGCACCACGUGGUCAUGGAGAACCACACCCUGUUCAUCCCGUCGGCGGCCAUGUCAGACAACGGGGAGUACACCUGCCGGGCGGACAACGGGCGCAGCAACGAGUCCGUGUCCGUCCACAUCACCAUGGACGAUGUGUUCGUGCCCGAGACGUGCACAGACAACCCGCGAUUCGCCAACUGCAACCUGAUCGUGAAGGCACGGUACUGCACCAACAAGCACUACUCGCGCUUCUGCUGCCGGUCCUGCAUGCUGGCCGGACAGAUCCACGCCAACGGUGCCGACCACGAAGCCGGAUACACGAAUGGCAACGGAUUCACGAACGGCUACCUGAAUGGCAACGGUUACACCAAUGGCUACGCCAAUGGCUUCAACAACGGCAACGACGAAAACGAGCUUGCGUAGGAGGGAACACGCACGUCAAGCACUCGGCGUCAUCCCUAUAGGCUACCCACAAUGCAUUUCUUUUGUUGUCCGCAAUAUUCCGACACAUUUGUCAUUGUUCUGUUGAUAGUGUAGUGAGCAAAAGGUAAGGCCCGUGGCAUUCAAGAAAUUUUAAUGCUACGUGGCAGGUUUUUUGUUUUUUUUUAUGUGGCCAGUUUUUUGUGAGCUUUCCGUAUAUUUAUGCUGCCGCAUGUGCAAGCUUUGGAUAUGUACAAUUCUGUUCCAUCAUCUGCACCAUUUCAAAGAACAAUCUUGCUCAUGUAGAAGUGUAUCUUGCAUUUUUCGUUACAUUGUAAUUGCGACUCGUCUAAAUUCUUGAGCAUCCCACCGAUGUGUCUUUGCAUCACGUAAACUGUUAGUAGUACGUGGUAACUAGAAGGUAUACGAUCAGAAAAUAAUGUGUCUUUUGACGUUGGUCGUGCCAAAACAAAUUUCAUCUUUAUUGCAUUGUUUUAAUUCUAGUGGCAUUAUGGUGUGUUUUACUGGGACUGAGACAUAUUUCUUUGUUUUUAUGUUCAUGUUUGCUCUGUCCUGCAUGUGGAUCAAAAUGCUAGACACUGCCAAGAAAAAAAGGACCAAGGCCCCUUGUUUUCUUUCUUUAUCUGCGAAGUUGCCACUCACCACCAGGUGCUUUCCAACUGUCAAGCCUAGCGCCAAGAACAAGCUUUGCAAUAGCAUAACUACCAAAGUUAAAUCUUGCAGCUUCAAUACCGAACAGAUAGGCUUUCAAAGCUAUCAAGUGCACUGACUAACAAUACUCCCCCCCCCCCUGCCCGCUGAGUUCCUCACCAGAUUCAGUGCUUCCCAACAUUUAUAGAGUAUACGACGUUGCCACUAUCAUCCACGACAGUGCAGAUAUGUGUGCGAGUGGCUAUGUAUUACAGUUUUCCCUGCAUGCUUUUUUACUAACUCAUUAAAACAUGCUAAGCUGUAUGCUUUUUUUAAUUUCAACUAACACUGUCCAUUUUUUUCCUAGCUAAAACUGCAUAGGAAGAAAGGCAUAUUUGUAAAGACGACUUUUUAUGGCCAUACACCUUCAUAUUACCAGUUCCUAUGCUUUCAAGUGCCUGUUUUGGUGUGCAGUUUUUUUCGUUGCCAAAUCCAAAUCCGGUAGAAAGUGUCCCAAGCUCCUCGAUUGGAUUUGUGAAGCAAAUCGCUUCGCCCCACCACUUGAACGCUCUCUAGUCCACAAUUGCUGUGCGGAGUCCUUACCAAUCGGAAAGCAUUCCAACGUUUCGAAAGUGGUGUCAACGUCCUUCCCAAAAGCGACAACUCUCCCAACCUCGCAGCCAUUUCUCGGGGCCAAACGAUGUACUCGUCAUUUACUUAAUUCACAAAAGUCCCGUCCUUGUCUCUCUUUUACGCCAAAAGGAAAAGCGCGAGCGGCAUUUUCUAUGUACAGCUUCUGUUGACAAAAAUGUUACUGCCAGGGAUGGGGGACGUGAAACGUUGUCCGACGGUGCUUUUAUACACUCAACGUUGCCUGGCGGCCGUGCCUUAUUUGAGCGGGUUCGAAUCUCCCGUGCUCGCACGGUGCUUUGUUGCAUGCGAGAAUCUGUGGAGAAACAAAGGCAUGUGUCCUUUUGUACAUGUUUUAUCUUUUUUAUUGUUUGUACAUAAAACCGAUUGGCACAACGUU